CCAACUCCUGAUAGUGGUAUUUUGAUAUGACGAAGAAAUUGUUCAAUAUCGCCGUGCUUCCAGGUGACGGCAUUGGCCCGGAAGUCGUCGGACAAGCCGUGCGCGUACUGGAGACGCUCAAUGCAUCCGCACAAGAUUUUGAACUAAAGCUCGAAUACUAUGACAUUGGCGGGUGUGCCAUUGACAAGACUGGCCAAUCGUUGCCGGAUUCUACUUUGAAGGCAUGCAAGGAAGCAGAUGCAAUUCUUCUUGGUUCCGUUGGUGGACCUAAAUGGCCAUCGGGUCCCGUCCGUCCUGAACUUGGUCUGCUGACUCUCCGCAAGAAUCUGGACCUUUAUGCCAACAUCCGUCCAGCUUCUUUUCCAUCCAAAUCACUCGUCGAAUGUUCUCCUUUGAAGCGUGAAAUUGCAGAAGGAACCGACCUUAUCGUUGUCCGUGAACUCGUCGGUGGGCUGUAUUUUGGAGAACGAAAAGAACCCGGCGUGGAACCCAAGCCAAAUUCCGCCUGGGAUACGAUGAUUUACAGUGUUGACGAAGUAAAGCGUAUCACCCGCGUAGCUGCGAAAAUUGCACUUGCAACAAGCCCUCCUCGCAAGAUUGUCUCAGUCGACAAGGCAAACGUACUUGCAAGCUCGCGCUUGUGGAGGAAAGCCGUCACAGAGACGCUCACUGAAGAGUUCCCGCAGCUCAAAUUAGAACACCAGCUUGUUGAUUCAGCUGCUAUGAUCCUCGUCGCGAACCCGCGGAAGCUGAACGGUGUUAUCCUUACGGAGAACAUGUUCGGAGAUAUCCUCUCCGACGAAACCAGUGUCCUAGCGGGAUCCCUGGGUUUACUCCCUUCUGCAUCUCUUGCUGGAGAACCAAUAACUGAAUUUGCACCUGGGGUAAAACCGCCAGCAGGGCUGUACGAACCCAUUCAUGGAUCGGCACCGGACAUAGCGGGACAGGGUAUAGCAAAUCCAAUUGGUACCAUUCUUAGCGCGGCGAUGUUACUGCGGUAUUCGCUUGGUCUCGAGAAGCAAGCACAGGCAGUUGAAGCGGCUGUGCGCAAAGUGCUGGACGAUAAGGCAAGUGGUGGAUUGGGAUUACGGUCGAAGGACCUCGGUGGAGAGAGUACGACAACUGAAAUUGGAGACAGUGUGGUCUCGGCACUGAAGGAACUUUUGUAAACAAUUAUACUACAAUUACUACAAUUACUGGGACAGAGGCUGGAGUACAGAGGCUGGACUAGGCUGUGUAACUGUGCUGCUGUAAAUGUAAUGUAAAAUCGAAGAGAAGUUAUGACGCGAGUA
Fomitiporia mediterranea MF3/22 is the source of this 1292-nucleotide messenger RNA. Its product is annotated as 3-isopropylmalate dehydrogenase. The transcript has 5 exons. Gene Ontology annotation, molecular function: 3-isopropylmalate dehydrogenase activity; NAD binding; magnesium ion binding. NCBI's taxonomy places the organism in Eukaryota, Fungi, Basidiomycota, Agaricomycetes, Hymenochaetales, Hymenochaetaceae. The coding region runs from base 27 to 1169 and encodes 380 amino acids. Gene Ontology annotation, biological process: L-leucine biosynthetic process. The record is from RefSeq and is a predicted model, not a curated record. Gene Ontology annotation, cellular component: cytosol.